This is a messenger RNA of Xiphophorus hellerii (green swordtail), 721 nucleotides long. RefSeq names its product trypsin-1-like. The record is from RefSeq and is a predicted model, not a curated record. Gene Ontology annotation, biological process: proteolysis. Gene Ontology annotation, molecular function: serine-type endopeptidase activity. NCBI's taxonomy places the organism in Eukaryota, Metazoa, Chordata, Actinopteri, Cyprinodontiformes, Poeciliidae.
AUGAAGUCACUGCUCUUCUUUCUCCUCAUCAGAACUGCUUUUACCUUCAAUGACGACAAAAUCGUUGGGGGGUAUGAGUGUCAACCCCAUCAGGUUUUUCUGCACUAUAGUUACCACUUCUGUGGUGGCUCUCUGGUCAAUGAAAACUGGGCUGUGUCUUCAGCUCACUGCAACUUUGUGAGUGGCAUUGAACUGCACCUUGGAGAGCACAGCAUUGAGGUCCAUGAAUUAACCGAGCAGUUUAUCAGCAGCUCUGUUGUCGUCCCUCAUCCCCAGUACAACCCUCAAACAUUUUACAAUGACAUCAUGCUGAUGAAGCUGAGCAGACCUGCCACCUUCAACAAGUACGUGCAGCCAGUGGCUCUGCCAACCAGAUGUGCUCCUGUGGGUGUCACGUGCAAAGUGUCUGCAUCCUCAGAUUUGUUUUGUUCUUUAGCUGUUGAUGAUUCCAAGCUGCAGUGUGUAGACAUCCCAGUCCUGUCUGUAGUGUCUGCAGAAACUCACUCUGGCAUCAUCAACACCUCCGUGUUCUGUGCGGGAUAUCUGGAGGGAGGCAAGGACACUUGCCAGAUUGACUCUGGUGGCCCCCUGUGCAACGGUGAGCUGCAGGGUGUUGCAUCCUGGGGUACUGGAUGUUCAGAGAAGAACUACCAGGGUAACUUUCAACCAGAAAAGAAAUAUUUGAAUUAAAGUAAGGUUGAACUUUAUCUGAUCUUUCACU